Messenger RNA from Elephantulus edwardii (Cape elephant shrew), 399 nucleotides. It is a transcript of the gene PMP2, whose product is annotated as peripheral myelin protein 2. Gene Ontology annotation, molecular function: fatty acid binding. Lineage: Eukaryota; Metazoa; Chordata; Mammalia; Macroscelidea; Macroscelididae. The transcript is spliced from 4 exons. Gene Ontology annotation, biological process: fatty acid transport. The record is from RefSeq and is a predicted model, not a curated record. The coding region runs from base 1 to 399 and encodes 132 amino acids. Gene Ontology annotation, cellular component: nucleus; cytosol.
AUGUGCAACAAAUUCCUGGGCACCUGGAAACUUGUCUCCAGUGAGAAUUUUGAUGACUAUAUGAAAGCUCUAGGUGUAGGGUUGGCCACCAGAAAAUUGGGAAAUCUGGCCAAGCCUAGUGUGAUCAUCAGCAAGAAAGGGGACACUAUAACUAUAAGAACAGAAAGCACUUUUAAAACUAUGGAGAUCUCCUUCAAGCUAGGUCAGGAAUUUGAAGAAACCACAGCAGAUAAUAGGAAAACAAAGAGCGUUGUAACCUUGGAGAGAGGCUCCUUGAAUCAAGUACAAAAGUGGGAUGGUAAAGAGACAACAAUAAAGAGAAAACUGGUGAAUGGGAAAAUGGUCGUGGAAUGUAUGAUUAAAGGUAUAGUGUGCACCAGAAUCUAUGAGAAGGUCUGA